Molecule: messenger RNA, 1643 nt
Organism: Coffea arabica (coffee)
Lineage: Eukaryota; Viridiplantae; Streptophyta; Magnoliopsida; Gentianales; Rubiaceae
Source: RefSeq, a predicted model, not a curated record
UUCAAUUCCUAUACUAAAAAGCAAAAAUCAAACAUGUCACAGUAAUCUCUUUUGGAAAAGCCAAUGAUGAGGGAAAUGAGCAAAAGUAAAAUUUGAGAAUUGACAUCCGGUGCAGAGCAGGAACUUUUACCAUGACGUUUCAUGAGUUGGGAAUCUAACUUUGCAUAAUCCCAAUUCCAUAAGCAGACGAAACAAUGAAGGCAUGCACUCUAAUUUGAGUCCCUCUUCCCCGUUCCACUACUACAAGGUCCGGGCAAAGUCCGAGAAGCAGCAGCAGGAGAUUGCAGUUGUUCAAGCACAGCAAUAGCUAUGGUGAAAGCCAUCAGGGUUCACGAACUUGGCGGCCCAGAGGUCCUGAAAUGGGAAGAUGUCGAAGUAGGGGAGCCAAAGGAAGGAGAGAUCAGAGUGAAAAAUAAGGCUAUUGGACUUAACUUCGUUGAUAUUUAUUUCAGAAAAGGGAUUUAUGAUGCCCCCUCAUUUCCCUUUAUUCCUGGAGUGGAAGCUGUUGGUGUGGUGACAGCUGUGGGGCCUGGGACGGCUGGUAGAGAAGUUGGUGACCUUGUUGCUCAUGCUGGUCGUACAAUGGGUGCAUAUGCAGAAGAACAAAUAGUUCCUGUUGACAAAGCUGUAGUGCUUCCUCCUCUUAUUGAUCCCAUAGUUGCAGCAUCUUGCAUGGCUAAAGGAAUGACAUCCCAAUUCUUGCUGCAUCGCUGUUUCAAAGUUGAACCUGGACACAAUGUUCUUAUUCACGCAGCAGCUGGUGGAGUUGGGUCUCUGUUGUGCCAGUGGGCAAAUGCUCUUGGUGCAACUGUUAUUGGAACUGUUUCAACUCAACAGAAGGCUGCUCAAGCAAAGGAGGAUGGAUGCCACCAUGUUAUAAUCUACAAGGAGGAGGAUUUUGUCAGUCGUGUACAUGAGAUAACAUCAGGCAAAGGAGUUGAAGUUGUCUAUGAUUCUGUUGGGAAGGACACCUUUGAGGGAUCACUAGCAUGCUUGAAGGCUCGAGGGUACAUGAUCAGUUUUGGGCAGUCGUCGGGGAUACCAGAUCCAGUUCCUUUGUCUGCUCUAGCAGCAAAGUCUCUAUUCUUGGCAAGGCCGUUGCUGAGGCACUACAAUUUGACUCGUGAAGAGCUGCUGGAAACUGCUGGAGAAGUAUUUGCGAAAGUGGCAUCAGGUGAACUUAGGGUCCGUGUAAAUCAUACUUAUCCUUUAUCCCAGGCUGCUGAAGCUCACUAUGAUCUCGAGAACCGUAAAACAUCUGGCUCUGUUGUUCUUAUACGCCAGCCACGGAUUUAAGGGGGGGCUGGUGGGGGCUUAAGCCCCCCCCCCCAAGCCGCCGGAAAACCCCCUAUAUAUUGUUUGUCUGCUGCAACUUGGAUGGAGGUAAUAUGUUCAAAAUCUAUAGAUCCAAUCGAAAAAUGUGCCCUCGGGGCUUGGAGCAGUAAGCUAGCUAGCUGUAUUGCUCAAGUACUUCAUUAAUGUAAUCUUGGAAACAUAUGAUUAGAAAAUUAUACAAGUUGCAGUCCAAGAAUCUAGGAAAUUAACUGAGGAUAGCAAGUGAUACAAACCAUUCCUCUCACAGUCUUUACGGCUUACACAUGGUGGACCAUUUAUGUGCGGAAGUCAUGCUCUUAUUGCAGUCU